AUGACCUCCAUUCGACUGCAAGACAUCAUGGGAACACACAGCAACAAUGCUACUCUACUAAAAUUUCCACUCCUCAACACAGAAGAGCGAAAAAACUAUGCCAAUCCCGAUGUCCUGAUUAAUACCUUCGAGAGACUAUCCAACCUUCACAAGCUGCUUCCCAACCACCUGGUAGAGAUGCUGCAAUCUCAUAAGAGCGACGAGCCCAAAGAUGACCAAUCAGAACUCACUGGCAUAGAAAGGCUCUUAGCAAGACAACAAUUGCCAAAAGAGAUUAGUCUGUCCCCAAAGCCAAGCCAGAUGCCUUCAUGGAAGAGAAAGAAAAUCAGCAAAGCUGAAGGGUGGAAGAAAUGCCACUUGUGGAAGAAAAACAUAAAAGAGCCUCCAAUGUGCACCAUAAUUGUUAGAUGGUUGAAAAAGAAUAUGCAACCUAUUGAGGAUGUGAGGUCUGUGGUCCGAAAGCUGUCAAUGUUUGGUCCAAUUAGGACCGUCACUCCUUGCGGACGACAAAGCGCUAUCUUGGUGUAUGAAGAUAUAACUUCAGCCUGCAGAGCGGUGGCUGCCUUCCACAGUAGGAUCCCAGGCACAAUGUUCCACUGUUCCUGGCAACAACGAUUCAUGACAAAAGAUGUAAAACUUUCUUUUUUACUCAUUUUUGUGCUGGUAAUAGGGCUUGGAUUCAGGACCUAAGCAUUGUCCUUAGCUUUCUCACUCAAAGCUGUGCUCUACCACUUGAACCACAU
Molecule: messenger RNA, 743 nt
Organism: Perognathus longimembris pacificus (Pacific pocket mouse)
Lineage: Eukaryota; Metazoa; Chordata; Mammalia; Rodentia; Heteromyidae
Exons: 4
Coding region: 1-690 (229 amino acids)
Molecular function (GO): nucleic acid binding
Source: RefSeq, a predicted model, not a curated record